AUGUAACAAUUAUAAGAAGAUUACUAAUCAAAUUAAAAUAAGAUAAACAAAAAGUAUUCCUUGAAUAGAAUACUCUCAUGUUUUAGUAAAUUAUUAAUCUUUUUUUGCUAUUUAUUGAUUACAACAAUCCUUUACUCAUUUAUAUUUGACACAGCUAUGUAAUAUCAUUUGGUUUAUUCAAAUACAAUAUUAACUAUUGCAAUUCUCCUCUUAGGAUUAUUAUUUGGUACUAUUAUUUAAGAUUUUAGGCUUUAAUGUAAUACUAAACUACACUUUUGUAAUUUAAGUUUCUCCAGGUACUACAAAUGAUUAUUUUAUCCCUAUUUAAAAUGACACAGAAAAUAAUGAAAAUUAAAUAGAAAAUAAUGCUAAUCCUCAUUUAAAAUAUUUAAGAUUUAAUUAUGCACCAAAAUUAGAGGUUAACACAUCUAGUCCAUCUGCAAUCUUGGAUUAAUCAACUUUAGGAUUUUGCAAUUAGUGUUAAUUACCAAAACCUAAAAGAACCCAUCAUUGCAGUAUAUGUAAUAAAUGUGUAUUAAAAAUGGAUCAUCAUUGUCCUUGGAUAAAUAAUUGUGUUGGCCACUAAAAUCAUAGAUAUUUUGUUCUAUUUCUCACUUAUAUAUUCUUAGGUACAUCCUUCAUUACUUUAUUAAAUUUAAAUAUCAUUAUUUCCACAGAUUUUGAAGAAUUCAAGAAUCAAAGAAGUUCUUUAUUUUCCACUAUAUGGAUAAUCGAACUUGCAUUAAGUUGGUCGAUGGCAUGUUUUGGAGGGUGGAAUUGGUUCUUAGUUCUUAGAGGAUUCACUGCAAUUGAAUUUAUGGACAGAAACAGAAAAACUACCUAUGAGAAAGAAGAAAUAAUAGAAAAUUUAAAAUAAGUUUUUGGUGAUUUCAAAUAUUUAUUUUAAAUUUUCUUGCCUAGCUUUAGACAAUUGCCUUCAAAUGGUAUAAUAUGGAAUUAUUCAGAGAAAAAAUUAGAGAAAAUAAACAUAGCUGUUGAUUGA
Molecule: messenger RNA, 1003 nt
Organism: Paramecium pentaurelia
Lineage: Eukaryota; Ciliophora; Oligohymenophorea; Peniculida; Parameciidae
Source: the annotation of a GenBank genome assembly